Molecule: messenger RNA, 2972 nt
Organism: Prosopis cineraria
Lineage: Eukaryota; Viridiplantae; Streptophyta; Magnoliopsida; Fabales; Fabaceae
Product: YTH domain-containing protein ECT4
Exons: 8
Coding region: 291-2402 (703 amino acids)
Biological process (GO): mRNA destabilization
Cellular component (GO): cytoplasm
Molecular function (GO): mRNA binding
Source: RefSeq, a predicted model, not a curated record
UCUCUAUUUGCGCGUCUCUUUUCUUCUUCAUUUCUCUAUCUCUCUCUUCGACUCUCUCGACAACAGACAGUCUCUCUCUUCUGUUUUCUUACACAAGCCUAAACCGCCAAAGGCUCCCUUGGUCCACUUGAUGGUUAGGGUUUCUUAGGCAUCUCUGCGCUAUUAGGAUGUUGCUGGAAAAUCCUCCUUCGCUGCUGGGAGCCCUGAAUUCCAAUCUUAGGGACCUUUUCGUGUCACCCAUGGCUUGAUUCAAUAGUUUUUUCCUUCCGUACGGUGGUGGCAGUUUUGAUAUGGAAAUGUAUGAUGUUUCUGAAACUAGAAACCCAGAUUCUUGCUUGAUUGAAGGUGCUGUUUUAAACUCACAUUUGAGGAGCCCAAAUCUUGAACGAUCUGAAGUCAUGUAUAACGAAGGAGUCCCUGAAUUUGUUGUUGAUCAGAACAUGUACUACCCUGCUGCCACCAAUUAUGGGUAUUACUGUACAGGAUUUGAACCACCCGGUGAAUGGGAGGACCACAAUAGGAUUUUUGGUGUAGAUGGUCCUGAUAUCCAGUAUACGGGUGCUCAGAAUGAAAGUAUGCCUUAUGUAUAUUAUACACCUAAUUAUGGAUAUGCACAGUCUCCAUACAAUCCUUACAAUCCUUACAUUCCUGGUGCUAUGAUAGGAGUUGAUGGCCCGUUUGGAGGGGCACAUCAGUAUUACACCCUCCCCAAUUAUCAAAACCCUGUUUCUUCACCUGCUUACAUUCCUCUUGUUGUUCAACCGGACAUUUUUCCUGAUAGUUCUGUUGACUCCUUGUUCGAGAUUGGUGCUUCUGGCGGUAGAUCUGAUGGAAGAGGUUUGAAACAUAAGUUCAAUCCAGCUUCUGGUGCUGUUAGUAGGAACUCUUCAAAAUAUUUAUCAAAUCAGGCAAGUUCCUUGACCAGGGUAUCAGAAGGCCCUAGAGCUAAUGCUAAUGGGAAGCAAGCUGUGACACAUGGAAGUGUUUCUGGCCGUGGUUUUCUCAACUUGGCUUCACCUGUUCAUCAGGCUAGAGGAGCUGGUGCCUCAAUCCAACCUGUAGAUAAUGUUUCAAACGAGAAUGCUUUGUCUCAUCAUAAUCAAUUGAAAGCGGCUCUUCCUUCAAAUACUGAAUCUUCUGACUUUGGUUCUAGUGCUAAUGGGCUGUCUACAGUUGGUAAAUUUAGACCAAAGAUUCCCAUUAGCAAAGUGCCGAAUGAUGUAAAUGGAAGUUUUGAUGCUUUGGGUGAACAAAAUAGAGGUCCUAGAAUCAAUAGAUCAAAGCAUCAAUUGACUGUGAAGGCCUAUACAACCAAGGCGGGAGACAGUAAUGCACAGGGGAACAUCAUGAUUUAUACAGAUCAGUAUAACAAAGAUGAUUUUCUUCUUGAAUAUGAAAAUGCCAAGUUCUUUGUCAUAAAGUCAUACAGUGAGGAUGAUGUUCACAAAAGCAUUAAAUAUAAUGUCUGGUCAUCUACACCUCAUGGAAACAAGAAACUGCAGAGUGUUUUUGAAGAUGCAAAGAAAAUAGCCGGGGGAAAAUCUGGAGGCUGUCCUAUAUUUUUAUUUUUUUCUGUCAACGCCAGUGGACAAUUCUGUGGUGUUGCAGAGAUGGUAGGUCCAGUUGACUUUAACAAAGAUAUGGACUUUUGGCAGCAGGAUAAAUGGAGUGGCAGCUUCCCUGUAAGGUGGCACAUCAUCAAAGAUGUGCCUAAUGCAAAUUUUAGGCACAUUAUACUUGAGAACAAUGAGAACAAGCCAGUCACCAAUAGUAGAGAUACUCAAGAGAUAAUGUACAAAAAAGGUAUGGAAAUGCUGAAGAUAUUCAAAAAUCAUAAUUUGAAGACAUCUUUGCUAGAUGACUUUAUGUAUUAUGAAAAUCGUCAGAAGAUCAUGCAGGACGAGAAAGCCAAAUUGCUUAUGAAAAGUUUCGAGAGUCCAUUGUUCAUACCAACAUCAGAACCACCUCGGAAAUUAAAUAAUGUUGUCGAGACUCUGCCUGACAAAGUUGAGGAGAUUUCUAAGCUGAUUAAUGAUUCAAAUGGCUUUGAUGAGACUUCAAAUUCAAGCUCUGGGCAGAUUGUUAUUAAUCCUGAUGUUACCAGUUCACAAUCUGUGGAUGACAAGGCUAAUAAAAUUGCAGUUGACAGUGAAGAUAUUACCUCAACGUUGAAGAUCGGUUCAGUUACCAUCACCCCAAAACCGGUUGAUCCUAAACCGCCUGCAGUUGGUCUUGCUAACAAAGAGCCAACUGAUGUUCUAACAGUUGGCUCCAUGCAAGUCAAAGUCAACGGAUAUGCUGGGUCUUCUGGGAUUUUGAAGGUCGGGAGUAUCCCACUUGAUCCAAGAGCGUUACAACUGGAUAAAGGAGGAUCAUCUGUUAAGAAUGCAUCUCAACGUUAAUGAUGGGCCAUAACAGUGCUAUUCCUUUGGUUGAAGAUGAAUUGAUGUCUGUCUGGUCGAUGCUUUACAAGUGCUAAAUACUUUACCAAAAAAAGGUGUCGCAAAAUACUUUGCCAAAAGAAAAAGAAAAAAGAAGGGUCUGGAAGUUUGAGUUUCUUUUUCAUCUUUUGUAGUUCUCUGUCUUCUUUCUCUGGUUCAGUCCCCACCAUUGCUAGUUACUGUGUCAUUCUGAUUUCAAAGGGAUCUGUGCUCACGGUGGUGCUGCCUCUGAAAGCGAGUAGUGGUGCUGCCUCCGAAAGCGAGUAUGAUACAGCGUAACUUUUCUUGCGUUUUACCUUGCUGCGGUUAAGAUACGAGUGAAUUUAUUGUUUCUUUUUGUUGCUGUUUCAUCCAAAGCCAUACUCGACGUUAGUUUGAACUCUCUGUAACUUUCUUCUCUGUGCUUACUAUUUGCAAAGAUUGUCAUUCUGUUUAUUCCCUAAAUUUACCUUACAUUGUUUUGCUGAAGAUGACGGAACGUAAUGGAGAGAUUUAUUUCAAAGAAUUUAAUUUACCGGUAGUUCUUAUUUA